GACAUUUAUUAGGUUGUCAUUUUAUUUGAUGUAUAUUAGGUUAUGUUGAUUGUUGAUGAAGUGUAAUAUUUUAGUGGGUUUAUAUUAGAAUGAUCCCUAUGAAAUAUUGAGUUAAUCAAAUAACUUGGCGAUAAUUCAAUUCUAUAAUGGAUAAAUCUCAAAUAUCUGCUAUUCUUCAAAUUCUGAAGCGAUACAACUUAAAGGGAACUGAAGAGAUUUUGCGAAAGGAAGCAAACCUAACAGGAGGCGCAGAUUCGGAAUCGCUACAACAAGAGUCUGACGUUAGCAGCGUCUUGACAGGAUACAAAAGUGAUGGAGACCCGGAAGCAUAUGAGGUUUCUUACACUGAGCUCAAGCGGUUCGUGGAAGGAUCCCUCGACAUUUACAAGCACGAGCUGGGUACAAUACUCUAUCCUGUCUUGGUACACAUGUACCUAGAGCUGGUAUACAAUGGACACACGGAAAAAGCCAUUGGUUUGAUGAAAAAAUUCGGACCUGAGCAGGAUUGUUACUAUCAGGAAGAUUUAAAGAAACUAGCUAUGGUAACUAAAAGAGAUCACAUGAACGGCAACGAAUUAACUGAAACAUUCAAAUCGAACCAGUUCAUCAUAAGGAUAUCAAGGGAUACACUGUCUCUGCUGAAAAGGCAUUUGAAUGACAAAAAAGCUGCCGUUAUGUUGAAUAUAAUUCAGGAGCACUUGUACUUUGAUAUGUACGAAGGUGUGGCGAGGAAUAAGAGCCAAAUAGAUGCCACUUCGGGAGCUAUAGGAGGGGAGGCUAAAAGACAAGAUAACAAAACAAAGGUAUACUAUGGAAUACCAAAGGCUCCGGAUAUGGUAUCCUUAGCAGCUGCUCCCGUGGAAGAUGAAGAGGAAGGAGCGGACCAAGACAAUCCUGAUAAACCAAAGAAAAAAAAGGCCAAGAAAGAUCCUUUGUUCUCUAAAAAGACAAAAUCUGAUCCCAAUGCUCCACCUCCAGAUAGAAUACCAGUACCAGAAUGGAAAGACAAUGAUAAACUGGAAAAAAUAAAAGCUUUGAGAGAAACAUCCAGACGAGUUACUUUGGGGCCUGAAUCAUUACCUUCUUGUUGUUGUUAUACUCUCUUGAACGCAAAUUAUUCAGUCUGCUGUGCCGAAAUCACUGAAGAUUCGAGUAUGCUGGCAGUGGGAUUCAAUGAUUCAAUAGUAAAAGUCUGGACUCUGGUGCCGCAGAAGCUUAAGGCGAUGAAAACUGCUGAACAACUCGAAGAUGUUAAUGUGGAAGCAGAUGAUGUCUUGGUCCGAAUGAUGGAUGAACGUUCCGGCGAGACAUCACGCACCUUGUGCGGCCACACAGGAGCGGUAUACUCAGUUUCGUUCUCCCCAGAUCGUACACUCCUUCUCAGUGCUUCUGAAGACACCACUAUCAGACUGUGGAGCCUACAAAUAUGGACGUGUCUCGUUAUCUACAAGGGUCACAUGUUUCCCGUGUGGGACGUCAAGUUCUCGCCUUUAGGAUACUACUUUGCAUCCAGUUCCAACGACCGCACGGCCAGGCUUUGGGCCACGGAUCACUACCAACCGCUGAGGGUGUUUGCUGGGCACUUUUCGGAUGUCGAUUGCAUACAGUUCCAUCCUAACUCCAAUUACGUGGCAACAGGUUCGAGUGAUAGACGCGUUUGCCUCUGGGAUUGCACGACCGGUAACCACGUCCGUCUCAUGACGGGUCAUAAAUCUCCCAUUCACGCAUUAGCAUUUAGCAUAUGCGGGAGAAUGCUAGCUUCGGCGGGCACAGAUUGCAAAGUGCUAAUUUGGGAUCUCAGCCACGGACAUCUGGUGGCCGAGUUGACUGGGCAUGAGAAGACGAUACACUGUUUGUCUUUCAGUCGGUGCGGGAACAUUUUGGUGUCAGGUGGGCUGGAUUGCAACGUAAAGCUCUGGGAUUUUACGAAGUUGAUGGAGGAGACAAGUUCUGAUGAAGUGAACGUGUCACACAAUCCGGACGUGAAAUCUGGAGAAGAGUAUUUGAUGAGGACUCUUGCAACGAAAAAUUCGCCUCUGAUCAACGUGCACUUUACUAGGCGAAAUUUGUUGAUUGCCGUGGCAUUAUUCGAUGGAGCUAGUACUUAGGACAGUUUUUUUUUGUAUAUUAUAAAUUAAUUCGUUUUUAUACACUAGAAUUUAAUAUUACCUUUUUGGAAUAAUAGCUUCAAUUCAGAUUUCUGUGGUAAAAUAAUGUAGAUAUCAACGAAGAACCAACAAAUCACAAUUUUGAAGUUUUUAUGAAUGGAUUAUUGGCAAAUGCUUAAAACAUGUUUAUUUACCAAAUUGUC
Molecule: messenger RNA, 2311 nt
Organism: Leptinotarsa decemlineata (Colorado potato beetle)
Lineage: Eukaryota; Metazoa; Arthropoda; Insecta; Coleoptera; Chrysomelidae
Gene: Taf5
Product: TATA-box binding protein associated factor 5
Biological process (GO): transcription initiation at RNA polymerase II promoter
Cellular component (GO): transcription factor TFIID complex
Molecular function (GO): protein binding; RNA polymerase II general transcription initiation factor activity
Source: RefSeq, a predicted model, not a curated record